This is a messenger RNA of Electrophorus electricus (electric eel), 3667 nucleotides long. RefSeq names its product collagen, type IX, alpha 1c (gene col9a1c). Lineage: Eukaryota; Metazoa; Chordata; Actinopteri; Gymnotiformes; Gymnotidae. Gene Ontology annotation, molecular function: extracellular matrix structural constituent conferring tensile strength. Gene Ontology annotation, biological process: extracellular matrix organization. The record is from RefSeq and is a predicted model, not a curated record.
CGUGAGCCGUGCGUUCGAGGCCCUGCGCACGGGCUACCAGAGCCAGUGAGGGGGACAGCAGGCACCGGAGACACACGCGGAGGAAGUGGCACGUCUUUGGUUCCACCUGUUACUCGAGAAGGUACCGGUCUCGCUCUGACAAACCAGACGGCACCCGCGUUUUGCUGGGGAGGACAAAGGUCAUGUCUCUGCACUGCUUCACCACCCCACGAAGGUGGGCCUGGAAGCAGAUAGUGGCGAGGUGUGUGACCCUUCUGGCUGUCACCAUGGCGAUGUAUGCUCCUGCACUCGCACAACUGGACCUCAACAGAUUAGACGGCGACACUGUCUGCCCCACCAUGAGAAAUGGACAAGACGACCUCCCAGGGUUUGACCUGAUCACACAAUUCCAGUUGGAUGUGAUUCCCCGUAAAGGAGUCAGAAAAGUAGAUGGCUCCACUUACACCCAGGUGGCCUACCGGCUGGACAGAGACGCCAACUUCCAGAUCCCAACCAGGCUGAACUUCCCGAGGGGCUUCCCGGAGGAGUACUCCUUCAUGACCACAUUCCGCAUGAUCAAGAACACGGUGAACAAGGUGUGGAACCUGUGGCAGGUGGUGGACGAGGACAGCGUCAAGCAGGCUGGCAUGCGUCUGAACGGAGAUCAGCAGGCCCUGGAGUUCUUCCUCACCACCAUGGACGGGGACCUGCAGACUGUCACCUUCCAGGGCCUCUCCCUGCUCUUCAAUACCAAGUGGCACAAAGUGAUGAUCGGUGUGGAAAGCGAGCUGGUCACACUCUACGUUGAUUGCCAGCCCGUCGACCAGAAGCCCAUCAAAAGCAAAGGUUACGUCAGCACAGAUGGAGACACUCUGAUCGGUAGACUGGAUGCGGACCCGAACACCUCCGUGGUGUUUGAACUGCAGUGGAUGCUGAUUCACUGUGAUCCAAAGAGAGCGCAGAGAGAGAGCUGCACUGAGCUUCCCCAGGCCGAGAUGUAUGCCAAUGCUGAGCCGGACCCCAAACCCAUCCCGGGGCCAGUGGGCCCUCAGGGUGCUCCUGGUCCUCAGGGCCCUCCAGGAGAGGACGGUCGCGACGGGAGAGACGGUAUUCCAGGCAACCCUGGCACUCCUGGUGUGCCUGGUAGUAAAGGCGAACAGGGUCAGAUUGGUCUACCAGGGCAGAGAGGACUUCCAGGUCUUCCAGGGGCAGCUGGGCCAAUGGGACCAAUGGGCCCUCGAGGACCUGUAGGGGAGAGGGGGCUUCAAGGUUUCCCAGGGCCAGCUGGACCCCCAGGGCCUGAAACUGUUGGACCUCCUGGGCCUCCAGGUAAACCUGGUAUCCCAGGAGAUGAAGGCAACAUAGGACCAGAGGGUCCUCCUGGGUCAAGAGGAUCCAAUGGUCUUCCAGGACCACCAGGACCCCCUGGUCCACCAGGGCCUGCAGGUGCUGGGAAUCCUGAAGGAAGCGGGGAGAGUUGUCAGAUGACGUGUCCGGCCGGACCACAGGGACUUCCAGGUCUCCCCGGCAUAAAGGGACACCGAGGCCUCCCCGGCAUGGCCGGCCUACCAGGCGUCCAUGGCAACAAGGGAGACAGAGGGGUUUUGGGAGAGGCAGGUCCUCCGGGACGUCCGGGAGAGGAUGGUCAGAGAGGGCCCAUUGGAUACCCAGGGGAGCAUGGUGAUAAAGGAGAUCGGGGCCCUCCGGGCUUUAACGGCCUCCCCGGACCCACUGGACCCCCAGGAGCGCCGGGUGUUGAAGGUAUUCGAGGCCGUGAUGGUCCUGCCGGGCCUAAGGGUGAUGAUGGUGCACCUGGCCACCAGGGUCCCAUUGGCCUUACAGGUGCUAAGGGAGAUACUGGUGACCGAGGGAAAAGUGGGGAAGAUGGAAUACCCGGCAUUCCUGGAGAGAAAGGAGAGUCUGGCCUGCCUGGAGCAGUUGGCAUCAGAGGUGUUGUGGGAAUCCCAGGUUUGCCAGGAAAACAAGGCCCUAUAGGACCUGCUGGUCUGAAGGGUGACAAUGGAGAGGAAGGUCCUGUAGGUCCUGUUGGUCUUCCUGGUAAGCCAGGGGAGCCAGGAGCUGCUGGAGCAGAUGGACAGCCAGGCUCCAAAGGAAUCCCGGGUGAGGCAGGAAAGCCAGGGCCAAUCGGUGCAUUGGGACUUCAAGGAAUCCCGGGAGAGAAAGGGGAGCAAGGGCUGAUGGGUCCUCGGGGAAUAAAAGGUCACACAGGUUACAAAGGGGAUCAGGGCCAUAUGGGUCCAGUUGGUCCCAAAGGAAGUGAGGGUAAUCCAGGGGUUUCUGGUGAUCCAGGAGUUAAAGGUGACCAGGGUCCUCCAGGCACUCCUGGAAACAAGGGCGAGCGAGGGGAGAAAGGCCAAAGAGGAGGCUCGGGGGCUGAUGGACGUCCAGGUCAGCCAGGGCAUGAAGGCCUCGCUGGGCCCCAAGGAGCGAGGGGUCUUGAGGGGCAGAGGGGCCUGCCAGGACCUCCUGGCCCCAGAGGAGUUCCUGGUCCAAAAAUGAAUGAUGACAAGAUUCGUGAAAUAUGUGCAGCAGUAGUUGAAGAACAUCUAUAUGCCUACAAAAAAGAACUGUCCACAAAACCCCUACCUCUUGGUGCUCCUGGGACCCCCGGACCAAUGGGUCCACCCGGAGCCCCUGGACCAGCAGGGGUCUCUGGGUCAACUGGGCCCAGGGGAGUACCUGGCAUACAGGGACCUCCAGGCUUCUAUGGUCUACCAGGACAGCAAGGCGAAAAAGGUGAUUCUGGACCCAAAGGAGAUAGAGGAGAAAAUGGGGUUGGAAUCCCAGGGACCCCUGGGGAUGCAGGACCCCAAGGACCUCCUGGUGAACCUGGAAUUGGCAAGGACGGCCAUGACGGUGCCCGAGGGGAAGCAGGUGUGCCGGGCAUCCCAGGAACCCCAGGAGGCAGGGGACCACCUGGCCCACCUGGCCUCUGUGACCCCUCAAACUGCUACAGGCCCCAGCCCCUUUACGUAGUCGGUGGGAAAAAGCCAAUCAACAUUAAGGGUCCUUGAACGUGAAGCUCCUGAGAGAAACCUUUAUCCAUCACCAUCAUCAUCAAUGUCACCGUCAAUAGCUGAAAGAGUGAGAACGCAUUUGAUGAACCUGGGGAGACUGCAGACAUCGUCAUGGUGAUCAGCAUGAAACAGGGGACUUCAGAAGGUUGUACAGAAACACAUCCAUUCCUAAGAAGAUUAUCUUUUUUACAGUGAUCCAGCCCAGUUCUUGUUGUCACUUGUACAUACAGUACAUACAGAAUAAAAGGAGAGGUGAAAUGGAGUCAUAUUCAUUUUUGUGGCACAAGAUGUAAAUGAAAUGAAUGCUGGAGUAGGUUCAGACACAGUGCGACUAAGAGAUGUCUUCAAUCUAACAGCUCAUCUGUACUACAGAAAAACACACAAAUACACUUGAGCCACAAACCCUGUUGUGAAUUUUUUCAAAAUGUACAGUAAGGGGUGUGGCCGGCUGGACAAAAAUUGAAAAUGUGCCUUAUGAAGCAGUUAUGUUUUCAUGUAUUUCCACAAUGUUUUUGUUUUAUUAAAAUGUAACCAUCAAGGAUAAAGGCAAUCCCAGACCCAGAGACUAAGCUAUACCGAAUCUACACAACUCCACUUUAGUGCAAUGAUCAGAAUAAUGAAAUAAAAGUUCACCAUGCCCAUAAAAUUCA